This is a messenger RNA of Aspergillus homomorphus CBS 101889, 2290 nucleotides long. RefSeq lists its product as uncharacterized. The record is from RefSeq and is a predicted model, not a curated record. NCBI's taxonomy places the organism in Eukaryota, Fungi, Ascomycota, Eurotiomycetes, Eurotiales, Aspergillaceae. Bases 260 to 2059 code for a protein of 599 amino acids. Gene Ontology annotation, molecular function: mRNA binding; poly(A) RNA polymerase activity. The transcript is spliced from 2 exons. Gene Ontology annotation, cellular component: nucleolus; TRAMP complex. Gene Ontology annotation, biological process: RNA 3'-end processing.
UGGUUCGGUGACGGACAAAGGUCCCUUACCUGAUCUGGCACGGGUGUGGUGACAUGUGAACCUGAAGGCCUUAAGUGUUCUAGGGCGAGCGCUGAGGGUUUUCCUUAGUCAGCUAUACACUUUAAGUUAGUUAACUACACUUUGUUCCGUCAAUUAUACGCUCUGUCAGUAAUCAAUCGUGUUUGCGAUUGCUUUCAAACCCACCCCAUUGUAUCCACAAGCCCUUUCCGCCAUUGACAGGGCUUGCUGGUGCUUGACCAUGGCAAUAAAUAUACAAUCAAAAUGUCUUCUCUCACGCAACUUUGUGCGUGGGUACACCUCCCCUUUGACGAUCCCCUGUCGACAUUUGCAUCGGACUGCUUGCAACAACAGCAUCUUCGCGAACGAGAAACCCGACGACGGUAGCAUUGUAAAUCAGUCAUGGGAGAUUAGACAUGAUACACGAAGACCAAGAAAGAGAAACCAAAAGGCCAAAAAAUAUACAGACAGUCAGAUUUCCACGAGCGCGACAGCAGCGAGCAGCAACAACGGUACGAUCAUCACGGAAAGCCUGGAAAAAACCCUCGUUGCGCACCGCCGAUCCAAUCGUGCCAGUAUCAUUCGCAUUGUUGAGGUUGACAUGCGGCGAUCUCCUCAGGCCCCCGCCCCAAGUCGACCUUCUAAGGUUAAGACCGCCCAAAAACCACAUAAAGUUAGAACCGCCUCAAGUCGACCUCUUAAGGUCCCGAGUGAAGUCGAGAUCGGAUCCCAGCACAUCAUUCAGUCGGAGCAACCUCCCGUCCACGCGGAAUUGUUAACACAAUCGCCACCCCGUGCUGAAGCCAUCACGGCAGCUUUCUCUGCUCAUAUCAGAAAUCCUCUGCAGGAUUUGUACACAGCCCGUCCAUCAGAGUUUCCGUGGUUAAAGCAUUUGAUGGCAGAGCGGACCUUCAAUGACGGUCUCUCACAGCUUGAUGCCGAGGUUCGUGCCUUAGGAGACUAUUUGGCACCCACUGCCGUUGAAGAAGAACAAUGCCAGCAGAUUAUCGCAGAAGUUUCCCGCGUGCUUGAAGGGGUUGUGCCCCAUCCGCCCCAACUUAUAGGGCUACGGUCCGUUGGACUCGGCACCACUUCAUCCGCUAUAGCUCUUUUUUUGCGUCUUCCUGACCACGCACCUCGACGAGGUUCACGGAGCUCUACCCGCGUCAGUGGACACCAGCGUUUGUUGCUCAGGGUUGAGCGGGCACUUCGAGCUCAUCCGUCCCUUUGUGAGAUACUGAGCAGGACCUCGGAGGAAACCGCUGCCGGCCAACGGAACUUGCUCAUGACACGCCACUGUGCAACACGUCUUCGGGUGAGCUUUUGUGCGAGAGAGAGAAUGCCCUCUAUGCUCGAGUAUAUUAAGGAUUAUCAGGCUGAGUACCCGUCCCUCCGAUAUCUGUUUCCUACAAUUCGCGUUAUCUUGCAAACCCAGGUCAUGUACGGUUCUGAGGCUGGAGGCAUCACUUCUGAAGCGCUCCUCGUGCUCGUUGUAGCCUUCUUGAAGAUGAGCCAUGGCCGUUUUUCCAGGCCCGAUGAUCUGGGUUUGAAACUUCUUGCAUUUUUGCGAAUGUUUGGAAUGGAAGUCGACCUUAAAAAGACCGGGGUCGCUGCCGACCCUCCUAGUCUGUUUGACUCGGCUACUCUGAAAAAAGCCUGUCAAGAAUAUGCCAAUACCGCCGAGAUGCCCGCUCACCUCCGUGGCCAGCUAGCUCUUGUACAUUCAAGAAACACUGCUCGGAAAAGGGGCAAUUUUGCUUUUGCACAACGACUAUGUGUCCAAGAUCCUACGAACUAUAUGUUCGACCUGGGUCAGUCUUGUCUACACACGCGGUACGUUCAGUUAACGUUGAGGAACGCAUACGAGCAGCUCCGUAUGGGCCUUGACGAAUGGCCGCUGCCGGUACAUAUUUCUCCGGAGACGAGUCUUCUGGGCUCGGUCCUUCGUAUGGAUAGACCAUUUUUCAAGACUGAGAACAUGCGCAAAGCCCUCACAGCUAGGCAAGAACUAGGCAGAAACUUCGGGAGCCCCAAGAUGUAGCCUAUGAUGUUGCUCAUAUGCCUUCUACGGCUUGUUUGCAUUGCAGUGGUAUCUACUGAGUCUUGAUUGACAAGAAUCCUGCUAACCUUCCUUGUUGCCCGUGUAUAUAUCAGCAACUCUGAGUACAUCCUCAUGCUCGCCAACUAGUACAGAACACCAUAUUAUACUGUGGGCACAGAGAAGACUCUGCUAUAAUAAAAAGCACGCCUGCUAUGCAUAAAAUGGAUGCUA